Messenger RNA from Kickxella alabastrina, 3523 nucleotides. Its product is annotated as P-loop containing nucleoside triphosphate hydrolase protein. Gene Ontology annotation, cellular component: nucleus. Bases 113 to 3088 code for a protein of 991 amino acids. Lineage: Eukaryota; Fungi; Kickxellomycota; Kickxellomycetes; Kickxellales; Kickxellaceae. The transcript has a single exon. Gene Ontology annotation, biological process: recombinational repair. Gene Ontology annotation, molecular function: DNA binding; ATP binding; hydrolase activity. The record is from RefSeq and is a predicted model, not a curated record.
UUUUUUUUUUUCCAAAGGGUGUUCUGUUUUUAUUAUUAGUUAUUUUGCUUGUUUAUUUUUUGUUCUCUUUUAUGUUUUGUAUUGAUUUAAAUUCAGUUAUUUAUUUAAAUUCAUGCCUGAUAAUAUAAACAAACGCAAGGCACCAGGCGGAUCCCAGCCCAGCACGCCGCUGGCUCGGACCAACAAGCGCAAGGCACCAAAGUCAAUCUCGACGCCGGCAAUAGGCACGAAGAAGCAAGUAACCAGCAUUAAAGUAAUCAGUAUCAAGCCACCGCAAGUGCCGCGUCUGGAUGACGAGAAGAAUAAUCCAGGUGGGCCGCGGAUUCUACGACUCGACGACUACGUCGUGUCGUUCACAAACUCAAUGGUUGACGACAAGUAUGAAGGAGAGAGCAACAGUGCGGCGAAGCUGGGGGGAUUCCAGUCGGCACGCAGCAUGAUCAAGACUGAGGGCAAGGCAGAGCCGAAGAAAAUAAAGAAGCAGAAUAAGAAGGAGGAGGGGGCGUUUGCAGUGCGGCUGGACGAGGCGCAGGAGCAGAUCACAAAAAUGGACAUCAACAAGCCGCUGCUGAUCGUAGCCGGCGCCGGAUCGGGCAAGACGACGACCCUGUGCGCGCGCGUAAUUGAGAUGAUGCGGCAGGGCGUAGCAGCGCAGCAGAUUCUGGUGAUCACAUUCACGAACAAGGCAGCGGACGAGCUAAAGGAGCGCAUAGCGCGGUACAUGGCGGCGCAUGGGAUGGACACGACAGACCGGGCCAUGGUUCCGUUUGCAUCAACGUUCCACUCGUGGUGCUACGGGCUGGUGAUGCGCAACCACCUGGUGCUCGGAUGGCGCAAGUGCCCGAUGGUCGUGGCAGCCGAGUCCGAGCACUUGGCCAUCCUGCACAUUGCGCUGCGGCAGAUCAACAGCGUCCGCCGGCUGCGCCAGUGCGAGGACAUUCUGGGCAUUGCCGUGCAGGAGAGCGACGCUGAGCGGAGGCUGCUGUGGGCUGACGGCGCCGACGAGCGCUGGAGGAGAGUGGUUGAGCUGACCACGGCCAGGACUGGGUUCAGCGUCGCCGCCAUGGUCGACCAGGAGGACGCCAAGCCCAGGGGCCGCAAGUUUGGUGCGAAGGCACAGCAGCAGGCGCAGCAGCGCGUGGCGACGGACGCAGUGUACGCGCACCUGUACGCGCACUCAGGCAAGGCGCGCGGCCUGCCGGACAUCGACAGCGAGGUCAGCGAUGUGAAAUAUGGGGCGGUGUUCGCAGGCAAGGACCUGCCCAAGGCCAUGAUGCAGUUCGUCUACCGCGCAAAGGCGUGCGGCGACACGCCGGACAUGUUUCCGGACGUGGAGGCGUCGGUGCUGGCGGCAUACAACGGCACACUGCGCAAGUUCGAUCUGGUCGACUUUGACGAUCUGCUUGCCAGCGCCAACGCGGUGCUGGAGAGCGACGACGUCCUGCGCAGUGUUCGGCAGCAGUUCCCAUACCUGCUGGUCGACGAGUUCCAGGAUCUCAACCGGCUGCAGAUGCGGCUGGUGUUGCGGCUGCAGAGCGGCGUUGGCCGCGUCACGGCUGUGGGUGACGAGCGGCAGAGCAUCUUUGCGUUCCGCGGCGCGUCGUGCGAGCACAACUUUGCCGAGUUUCUGGCGGCCUUUGUUGAUGCUAACGUCGGCAAGACGGCGGCAGCGCAGGAUGAGGGCGCUGGUGCGAUGGCCAGUCUGACGCGCAACUACCGGUCGCACCAGAGCAUCGUCGACCUGGGCAACAUUGUCGCGCGCGAUACCGGCCGCGGGUCGCCGCUGCUGGCGCGGCUGCGCGUGCCGCUGACAGCGCAGCCCUCAGCGCUCGUCGUGCCGGUCAACGUGUGGGCCAACGCUGACGCGCACCUCGAGGCCGACCGCAUUGUGCGGCGUAUCGCGUACCUGCUGCGCAGCGGCGACUGCGCGCCAUCGGACAUCGCAGUGAUUUCGCGUUGCCUCAACUUUGGCAGCUACCGGCCGACCGGCCGCAUUGAGCAAGAGCUGCUGCGCGCCGGUAUCCCGUUUGUCGUGCGCGGCGGCGCGUCGGCGCUCAAGUCGCCGCGGAUGCAGACGAUGAUGGCGCUGGUGCGCGUCGUGGCCAACCCGGCCGACGACAUCGCCUGCGACGUGUGCCUGCGCGACCUGGUCAAGGACAUUGGCCCGAUUGCGGUCAAGAAGAUCCACGCCUUUGAUGCGCUGCGUACGCCGCCGCUGCCAGCCUUUGAGCGGCUCGUGGGUGUGUCCAAGGCACAGCUGCUGGCCAAGAACGCGCGCGCGUCGCUCGCGUCCUUCGUCGACUCCGUGCAGCGGUGGCAGGCGGAGGCUGAGGCCGGUAAGGCGACGCUGCGCGAGCUCGUGCGGUCCAUGUACGACGUGUACGUUGCCGAUGCUGAGGACGACACGGUGCCGGUUGGACAGCCGAAGCAGGGCGCGUGGCCGGCGGACAGGCUGUGGGGGAUGCUCGAUGCCAUUGUUGACUCGCUCAGGGCCACGCCUGGUGCGCUGCCACUGCCGGCGUCUGAGGACGACACGUCGUUUGCGUCGGCGGUGGAUAUUGACGGGCCGUGCUCGCUAAUGCUUGUGCGCGCGUUUUCCAGCCAGCUGUGCAUGCUGUCAUCGUCAGCCGAGGACAAGGGCCAGCAGACUGCGCCCUUGAGGCCCAGCCCGCUGCUGCCGCAUAAGGGCAGUGUGGUCAUCACCACGGUGCACCAGGCCAAGGGCCUGGAGUGGGAGCACGUGUUUGUCCCGCACUUCAACGAGAAUCUCUUUCCGAUGGGCUUCCGCGGUCCGACCCACGCUGACAUGGCGCGGUCAACCACGAGCUCGGUGGUGCGCCUGGAGCACGAGGCCCAGCAUUUCCGCGAAGAGGGCCGCCUGGCGUACGUGGCGAUCACCCGGGCGAAGCAUGGCCUGUACAUCUCGUCGCUGGGCAGGUACCCUGAGUUCUGGAUGGAGAGGUUCCUUGGCGGCCAGUGCACGCCGUCCAGGUAUCUGCCGGACAUCAUGCAGGCACCGCGGAAGGAGACGUACAGUCAGAGCAGGAAGCUCGGCAUGGAGAGCAUUGAGUCGCUGAUGUUCAGGUGAGGGCAUCCAGCAGCAGCAGCUUAAGGGAGGAGGGGCUGAUCGGGCUGAUCAGAGGGAUCAAGCCGAUCGGUCUAGCGGAGAUGGUCCGACGAGCGAGCCGAGUCGGCAUUGCUUGAGCCGAACCAACUCCGACGCUGUUCCUUUUUUUGGUCCAAUUUUUCUAUUUGAAUCGAUUGUUGUGACUCAUUCUGAUAAGUUUUUUUUGGGGGUGCGCUCGCAUGCUUGUUCACUCACAUAAUGAAGUGUGCGGCUGUCCCGCCGGUCUGCCUCCCAACCGAGGAUUAGCGUGAAAAAGGGAGUAAAGUGACCAAGCAGCAAGCUGGAUCAAAAUAAAAAUUUUUCUACAUAAAGGCGCCCAACUUUCCCACCCCCACCCUGCCCCAUCCGUCCAACUCCAACAACGAAGUUUUUUUAACCCUUUUUCUUUCUUACAUU